AAUUACAAAUCUUGAGUUUCGUCUGAAAUUUCUUGUUAGCUCCAAAAGAGGAAAACGAAUCCAAGAAGGAGAAAAAGUCUCAUUCUUCUUCAAGCUCCCCCAUCAUUCCUCCUUCAUGGGGUCUCUGCAUCUUACAAUUAUCACUCUCAUUUUAUUCCUUAAACCCCUUCUUUGAUUUUGUUUCCAGCUUCUAUAAAAAAAAAAACCCUAAAGACCUCUUCGAAAUUUCCCCAGAAACACUUAUUUCUUUUGCUUGGCCUUGAAUUAUCUUCCUUGACUACGCGUCUUUCCCCUGACUCCUGUACCAAUAAAUCAACCCUGAAGGAAGGAAGGAAGGAAGAUCCGAAAAAGGUUUUCUUUCGAUCGUUGCUUUGACUAUGCAUAGAUCUGGUACAACAAUGGCGUGGAACGUAUUCAAAUUCUGUACUGCCUUACGAGGUCUUGGGUCGAUCAUGAUCCUUUUGGUUCUUGGUGUUGUCGGUGUUACUUAUUACGCUGUCGUUUUGACUAAUUAUGGCCCUGCACUCUCUCAAGGUGGCCUUGAUUCUCUUGCUGCUCUUACUAUCUUAAUCCUCUUCCAUUUCCUCCUGGCAAUGCUUUUGUGGAGCUAUUUCUCAGUUGUUUUUACUGAUCCUGGUGUUGUGCCUCCUAAUUGGAGACCAUCUACUGAUGAAGAAAGAGGUGAAUCUGAUCCGUUAAACAGUUUGGAGUUCGUUGGUUUACAAGCUGAUUCUUCUUCAAACCCAAGAGUUCGGUUUUGUAGAAAGUGCAAUCAACUAAAACCUUCUCGUUGUCAUCAUUGUUCUGUUUGUGGUCGGUGUGUGUUGAAGAUGGAUCACCAUUGUGUUUGGGUAGUUAACUGUGUAGGAGCACUGAAUUAUAAGUAUUUUCUUCUUUUCUUGUUCUACACAUUUUUAGAGACGACUCUUGUGACUAUGGUUCUUAUGCCGCACUUCAUUGCAUUCUUUAGUGAUGAAGAAAUACCUGGAACCCCGGGAACUCUUGCUACUACUUUUCUUGCAUUUGUUUUGAACUUGGCAUUUGCUUUGAGCGUGAUGGGUUUCUUAAUCAUGCACAUUUCUUUGGUAGCUGGCAAUACCACAACUAUAGAGGCAUAUGAGAAGAAAACCAGUACAAAAUGGCGGUAUGACCUCGGUAAAAAGAAAAACUUUGAACAGGUAUUUGGAAUGGAUAAGAGAUACUGGCUAAUCCCAGGAUACACAGAAGAAGAUCUAAGGCGAAUGCCGGAGCUGCAGGGACUCGAAUACCCUUCGAAACCCGACUUUGAUUCCCAGUGAUACUGAAGAAAAUGACUUUGAUCAUCAUCCUCCCAUAUGUAAAACAACGAUACGUAGAAAACAGAGGAAGUCGCAUUUCAAGGAGAAAUCUACUAACAUGAAGAUUGAUGCUUCACUUUAGGCAGUGUAGUGUCUUCCCACGGAAGGCUAAAUCAUCAUCAAAUUUGUGGGUUUGUAAAAGAGGAAGAUUACAAUUUAGCUUUGUUGGCCACAUAUAUGUUUAUCUUCUUCAAUAUAUAGUUCAUUUAUAUGAUCUUAUUAUUAUAAAUGUAGAAACAAAUGAUUUGCCCUAAAUCCUCCUACUCUUUUGUUUGAA
Messenger RNA from Arabidopsis lyrata subsp. lyrata, 1614 nucleotides. RefSeq names its product probable protein S-acyltransferase 14. Gene Ontology annotation, cellular component: endoplasmic reticulum; Golgi apparatus. Gene Ontology annotation, molecular function: protein-cysteine S-palmitoyltransferase activity. The record is from RefSeq and is a predicted model, not a curated record. Gene Ontology annotation, biological process: peptidyl-L-cysteine S-palmitoylation; protein targeting to membrane. The transcript has 7 exons. Bases 378 to 1298 code for a protein of 306 amino acids. NCBI's taxonomy places the organism in Eukaryota, Viridiplantae, Streptophyta, Magnoliopsida, Brassicales, Brassicaceae.